This is a messenger RNA of Drosophila innubila, 1237 nucleotides long. RefSeq names its product ras-related protein Rab-43 (gene Rab19). Gene Ontology annotation, cellular component: trans-Golgi network. The transcript has 4 exons. Lineage: Eukaryota; Metazoa; Arthropoda; Insecta; Diptera; Drosophilidae. Bases 159 to 818 code for a protein of 219 amino acids. The record is from RefSeq and is a predicted model, not a curated record. Gene Ontology annotation, molecular function: GTP binding; GTPase activity.
ACAGAGCACAACAACACAGUCUUUGUGCAACGCAUUUCCAUUGCUAUCAACCAAUUAAAUAAUAAAAUUGAACAUUUUCCAUGCAAAACAAUAACUAAUUGCACAUCCAACAUCACCAGCAUCGUUGCCAGAGGCGCAACUCUCAGUGGCUGGACAGAAUGACGGCGCGUAAUCCUCAAACAUUGAUGGCCCUGCCGAAUGAGGAGAAUUUUGAUUUUCUAUUCAAAAUUGUCUUAAUUGGGGACUGUUGCACGGGCAAAACAUCAAUAUUGCAACGUUUCAAGACCGGCAACUACGUGGAGCGUCAUGGAAAUACCAUUGGAGUGGAUUUCUCAAUGAAAACCAUUGAAGUCGAGGGCAAACAAGUCAAGCUACAAAUCUGGGAUACUGCUGGACAGGAACGCUUCCGUACCAUAACCCAGAGCUAUUAUCGAGCCAACAAUGGCGUUAUAAUAGUUUAUGACAUCACAAAGCGAGCAACAUUCGCUAAUCUGCAAAAGUGGAUUGAGGAGGUGCGCAGAUAUACGGCUUCCAAUGUGCUUAUCAUUUUGAUAGGCAACAAAUGCGAUCUCGAAGAGGAGCGCGAAGUGGACUUUGAGGAGGCGCGUCAAAUGUGUCAAUAUAUACCUGAAAUCUUGUUUGUUAUGGAAACCUCUGCCAAGGAGAAUACCAAUGUUGAAGAUGCCUUUCGCUGUCUGGCCACUGAACUUAAGCGACAACACGACUCGAGUAGUGUUCAAGCCAUGGACGAGAACACUGUGCAGCUGGGUCAGGGCAAGCCGCUCAAGAGUUGCAGCAGUUCAUGCAAUCUUACAUAGACAUCAGCAUCCACAUCUCCAUAAUAUAUUUUUACAUUUUAUGUUUAUUAUUUUAUUAUUAUUAUUUUGUGAUCAAAUUUUCGUGUGGCUAUAAUUGUAGUAUUUAUAAUUUUUAAAACCUAAACUAAACUGUUAAUUUUGUUGUUGUUUACUUGACUGACACAAGUAACAUCAUCAUAAUUUUAAUUUAUACACUUUACACAUAUAUAUAUAUAUUCGUAUUUGUAUUCAUAUUUAUUUUGGUGGCUAGAGUACAAAAAACAAUCUCACACAUCACAUCAACAACAAACAAAUGCAAUGAAUUAACAAUGUCAAUUACAAUGCAUUUUCAGUUCAUAACAGUAGUAGAAAAAAAGUACGUCCAAUUCUGUAUUUGUAACUUAAAAGAUUUUUGCAAAUAAACUUGUUUAUUUUAUAAA